AUGAUACGAUCAAGUUUAAAUUUGAUAGUUGCGUGGAUAACAAUUUUUUCUCUGACGUCUUCGAUAUCAGGUCUUGGAACUUUUACACAUAAUGAAACGAAACCAUUUGAAAAUAAACCUUGGAUGUGGCAAUACGGGAAAUAUAUCGAUGGAACAGUGGUUAUUCGAAUUUUUAAUAAGGAUCCUGAUGCUAAUACAUCUGAUACUGGACUGUGGACAAGACCGAUGUUAUCUUUACGCAUUAUUCAUCCCAAUGGAACUGUCAGUGAAAUAGACAAAGACCUAGGAAUUCAAGAAUUUAACUGGUACAUUUUUAUAGCUCCUGAUGGUUCUAACCAAGACCCUAUAAAUAUAUAUGCGCUUCAAAAGGGCUAUUUGCUUGUUAGAUACUUUAAUGCUUCAGAUACGAACAAUUCUACAACUUAUGAAGAAUGGGGACGUAUUAUUGAUUGGAAUGGCAAUUUAUAUGAUGAAAUAUAUUUAGGGGGAGUUUACCUUCAAGAUGAUAUAUGGUACCCAUCAGUAGCGAAAAUAGUGCCUAACGUUGAUCCAAAAAAAGGGUUUAUAAGGAUAGCUGGGAGAAAUAUGACUUAUUACGAGUGGCAACAAUUUAUGAUAGGUGAUUCAUUCGAUCUUAAAAAGAUACAAGAAGGAUAUGUUGAUCUUCCCCAAAAAGAUGGAACUUCUGCACAGCUUUAUCCCAUGGCUACUGUUGAUGAGGGUUAUAGUAUAAUUAUGGGAAAUUCCACCGACUCCACUAAUUCCAAUAAUCCUUUUGAAAUUUAUGCCGCGGUGUAUUAUUUAAAAAUAGGAUAUAAUGAAACACAAUUUAGUGCGUCAAAACUGCUUUAUCAAUCAUCCUUACCUAAUAUUACAUUAUCUAACCUGCUAUGUAGUAUUUCAAGUUCUGGAGUUGGACAAGUUUGUACACUCAACAUCAUACAGAGCAAUUUCAUUAAUUCCACAAAUUCCACAAAUUAUACAAAUUAUUAUGUGAAACUUGAUUUCUUAAUAUCUGGCUCUGUAACAAAAAUCACCCCAUUAAACAACUUACCCGAAUUACCCUCAAAUAUUACUUUAGGAUGGACAAUGGAAAGUAUUCCUUUUGGUGGUUAUUUAGUAUAUGGUACUUUUCAGGAUGAAGACGGUCAUACCAAUGCUUAUGGAUACUAUUUUAACGAAAUUGAUUAUGAGGAAUGGGAUUUUCCAGAACCAUCAAUGUUAAAUAACGUGGGAACUUUGAUAAUUCUGCCUAAUAAUACUUUGUUGAUAUCACAAUUAGAAACUUUAAAUACUUGGAGUUUUCUUACCACUGAUAUGCCUAACUACUCAGGAAAUUCGGAUAAUGGUUAUUCAAAUCUUCUAAUAGAAUCUACAAGUCCCUCAAUAAAUUCUAGUAUUUCUAAUAUUUCAAAUUUAACGGAUAUGGGUAAUAUUACAAUCACAUAUUAUAAACCAGUAGAACUUUCUGAUGGAAAUAUUUGGAUCUAUCGAAUUGAUGAUAGUAAAGACAAAGUUAACAACAUUACUCAAAACGUUACUCGACAAUUUGUUAAUUCCAACGAUAAUGAAUUUUGUCGUAUCUCUAAUAAUGGAUUAACUGUAACUAUAAAAGUUAUCAUAAGUACCUUUAGUUAUCCUAAUAGCCAAUUUUAUGUUGAAGUUGAUAAUAAUUUUGUAAAAAGCAAAGAAUACGGUGAACCUUUAAUGGGCAUAUAUGAUAAUAUUUGGAAAUUCAAUACAAGUUCAAGAGAAGAAACUUUUGCAGAUACAGUAUCUGGAGUGUUGCGUUUAACUACAGAUGGCACUAAACACUACGAAAAUCUUAAUUCAACUGAAAAAGAUCAAUUCUUUUCUGAUCUACGAAUUGAAUUAUCUAAAAUUAUUCCCGUUAAUCUUGAGCGACUGAGUUUGAAUAAGAAAACCCAAGUUGAUAUUAGUAUUAGUCCUAAUCGUCAAUUAUUUAUUUCACUUGUUAUUCAAUCUCAAUCAUCCAAAGAAGAAAGAAGUGUACAAUCUAUUCUAGAUGAUUUAAAUUGGAUGAUUAAAUAUAAAAGUAUAACUUCCAUUAGUUUAUUCCCUACCACAAAUUAUUUAGAUGAAACGUUUGGAUUUGAAACAAGACAAAACUUAUGGGUAAGAUAUAAAAUAAAAUUGUUGGGUGUAAUAUUAGCACUUGGAAUUUUAGGUCGUAACAUGGCAGUUUUCCAGAUUGGAUUAAUUAUUUUUGAUUUUGUAAUGGAUGUCCUUUUCGUCAUUAAGAAUGAAAACCAAAAAAAAACUUUCAUUAAAAACCAAAUUGAAACUUUCUUUGAAAACAAAAACGAACCUAAAACUUUCUUGAAUUGGUUCACUGAAAAUGGAAAAGUGGUAUCAAUAUUUACAAUGUUAUCAGGUGCUGACAUCGAAGCAUUAAGUAUUCUCCAUUCAAAUAUGGCCGGGUUUGAAAUUUUCAAUGCUCCAUUUUCAACUGAAGGAAAAAAUAAAAUCUUUUGGGGUUCUUGUUUAAAUAUUUUUCUUGAAGAUAUGCCACAAGUGAUCAUUCAGAUAUAUUACCAACAAAGUGUGGUUACAUAUGAUAUAAUUCCUUUUCUUACACUCAUCUCUUCAUGCCUUAACUUGUUAAUAAAUAUUAUUGGCAGAUUAUAUCAAGCAAUAAAUAUUUAUCGAAAGAAUAAAGAUGAGUCGCUUCAGACUUGA
This is a messenger RNA of Diversispora eburnea, 2700 nucleotides long. The record is from the annotation of a GenBank genome assembly. NCBI's taxonomy places the organism in Eukaryota, Fungi, Glomeromycota, Glomeromycetes, Diversisporales, Diversisporaceae.